GUCAAGCGGUCGCCAAUGUGUUAACACUGUUGAGCUUUGUGCGGAGGAGUAACGAAUAUUUCUGCAAAGCUACUAGCGCAAGGCCUACUAACGUUCCCAACCAAGGAUGAAGUCUAAGGGAGCCGAUGUACGCCCAACUGGAAUGACGCUGGUUGAAAAAUACGAAAAUUUACAUGGAUAUCACUGGUUAAUGGCAUCAGUGUUUGUAGUUGGUGAUAUGGUCGGAGGUGGAGUGGUAGGAUUACCAAAUGCAUUGGCAAAUGCAGGCUUGGUUCCUGGAAUAAUACUAAUAUGCUUAUGUGCACUUUUCUCGGGUUAUACGGGUCUGCAGUUAGCGUGGAGCUGGACAAUGUUGCAGAGGAGGUGGCCGAAGUACCGUAACUAUUGUCGAAAGCCGUACGGUGAGAUAGCUUAUCGUGCCAUCGGUUCGCACAUGAGAUCGUUUAUUGCUCUGAUGGUAUGUCUUACGCAAUUUGGCUUCAUAAGUGUAUUAACACUUUUGGCAGCGAAGAACACAUCAGUACUCCUAAACUUCUUCUUUGACUUGAAGAUAAAUUUUUGCUGGAUGAUCCUUAUCAUUGGUCUCGUUGUUUGGCCAAUAACUAUGUUGAAGAGUCCUAUGCACUUCUGGCAAGUGGGUGUCUUCUCUGCUUUGUCUAGCUCCAUCGCUAUAUGUCUACUUUACGUUGGAUACUUCCAUGAUGCGCCUGUCUGUUUGAAGGAAUCUAAUCAACGGCCGUUUGAUUGGCAACAUUUCUUCAUGGCUUACGGAACAAUGGUCUUUGCUUUUGGUGGCCAUUGUGCUUUUCCUACCUUGCAGCAUGACAUGAAAAAGCCACGUUUGUUUGGAAGAUCUGUAUGGGUGGCAUAUACUCUCAUUACAUUUUACUACCUAUCGAUCGCUGUUGGUGGCUAUCUUGUUUAUGGAGGAACUGUUGGUGAAGCUGUUAUUCAUUCCAUACAACUGCGAUGGGUGCAGCAAACAGUAAAUGUUAUGAUUACAAUUCACGUCAUCACCGCUAUCGUUAUUGCAUUCUCUCCCAUGACUCAACAAGUUGAAGAACUACUCAAAAUAUCGGAAAGCUUUGGAUGGCAAAGAUUUCUUGUUCGUUCAGUACUAUUUUGGUUACUCAUGUUCGUAGCACUUUCUGCUCCGAAUUUCGGCCCACUGAUGGACUUGGUUGGCGCUACAACAAUGUCAUUGAUGACAAUGAUUUUGCCAAGCGUUUUCUAUCUGUUUUUGAGAGCAUCCGAUGAAAAGAGAGAACUAAUCUCAAUCAAUGGAGAAGAUAAAGAUGGUAAAGAUAACGUCACAGCCAACUUUGCGGAGCUGUUUACAUACGUGCCAAAAACAAUCCUAGCACUCAAUUGCCUUUCAUUAACUUUCGGAAUACUGGGAGGAGGUGUUGCCACCGUAUUUUCAAUAAAGGAACUGACCAGUUACGAGGUUUCCGCACCUUGCUAUAUACAGUAUCUCAAAAACGGAUUACCAUUCGUAUCCACCAGCACGGGCAGUGUCAAUUGUUGCGGUCCAUUUCGCAAUAUCACAGUCAGUGAUAUCGAUCCGGAAGGAUUCUGCGCCCGUGUUUGAAUAUACUUUCUUUACAAGAAACUUUGAGUGCCACUACCGGAGAACCCUUCUUUGUGCCAUAUCGUCGAUAACAGCCAAUUUGCAAACGAAUAAUUUCUGAACAUCUUCAGAGCAUUACUCUUGUUUUGACCAAUGAGACCUCUGGAAGUAAACACGACAUGUACCUA
Cylicocyclus nassatus is the source of this 1758-nucleotide messenger RNA. The record is from the annotation of a GenBank genome assembly. Lineage: Eukaryota; Metazoa; Nematoda; Chromadorea; Rhabditida; Strongylidae.